AUGAUCCCUGCGACACCUGCAGCAAUGCUCGCCCCCACGGAGGCAGCCAAGAUCUACCAGACCAACUAUGUCAGGAACUCUCGUGCCAUCGGGGUCCUGUGGGCCAUCUUCACUAUCCUCUUCGCCAUUGUCAACGUGGUAUGUUUUGUUCAGCCCUACUGGAUCGGGGACGGCAUGGACACACCACAGGCUGGCUACUUUGGCCUCUUUCACUACUGCAUCGGGAGCGGGAUAUCCGACCUGACGUGCCAGGGGACCUUCACAGAGUUUAGCUCCAUCCCGUCUAGCGCCUUCAAAGCUGCGUCCUUCUUCAUUGGGAUGUCCAUGGUGCUGGUCCUCUCCUGCAUCGGCUGCUUCGCCUUCUUCUUCUUCUGCAGUACAGCCACUGUGUAUAAGAUCUGCGGGUGGAUGCAGCUGGCAGCAGGUAUGUGUCUGGUGUUGGGCUGUAUGAUAUAUCCUGAUGGCUGGGAUGCUGAUGAGGUGAAGAGGAUGUGCGGAGAAGGGACGGACAAAUACACCAUCGGAGCAUGCUCAGUGCGCUGGGCGUACAUCCUGGCCAUUAUGGGCAUAUUGGACGCCCUUAUUCUCUCUUUCCUGGCUUUUGUGCUGGGCAACAGGCAGGAUGGACUCAUGUCCGAGGAGCUGCUGGGAGACAAGAACGGAAAUGCAUAGACGCCAGAUACACUCAGGUGUUUCUGUCUCGUUCAAGGAAAAUCGUUAUAUGAAAUCACAAUCCAGCUUUACCCAUCAUCCUGAGGGCAGGAAGCCUGACUGCAGCAGUUUGAAAAAACGUUAAAGCGAAGGAUGCAAACA
Molecule: messenger RNA, 813 nt
Organism: Cyprinus carpio (common carp)
Lineage: Eukaryota; Metazoa; Chordata; Actinopteri; Cypriniformes; Cyprinidae
Product: LHFPL tetraspan subfamily member 3
Biological process (GO): sensory perception of sound
Cellular component (GO): plasma membrane
Source: RefSeq, a predicted model, not a curated record